This is a messenger RNA of Paraphaeosphaeria sporulosa, 1408 nucleotides long. RefSeq lists its product as uncharacterized. The record is from RefSeq and is a predicted model, not a curated record. Gene Ontology annotation, molecular function: protein binding. NCBI's taxonomy places the organism in Eukaryota, Fungi, Ascomycota, Dothideomycetes, Pleosporales, Didymosphaeriaceae. The coding region runs from base 155 to 1363 and encodes 402 amino acids. The transcript is spliced from 2 exons.
GCGCGACGAUGAAACAUCAUUGCUCCAUCAAAGGCUCCAGAAUCGAGAACCGACUUCGCAAACUUCACUUGGACCCGGUUGCUGGUCAAGGCCCUUCCGCUCGUGCCAUUGGUGCAAUACCAAGCUCUUGCGCCGAACCCUUCUCUACUUAUCUAUGGAUUCAACGAAACCUACAAGAAUGGCCAGAUUCAACGACCUGAGUGUGGAUCUGGUCUAUGUAAUCUUCUCUCAUCUGGAGUCGCAAGGGACCGAUUUGUGCAAUCUCGCCUUGACUUGUCAGCUAUUUCGUGACAUCGCUCAGCGCUUUAUCGUCCGGAACGCUUCUAUAUCCCACAGCGUCCGUGGCUCGCGCACCAAAAUGUUUCUGAGAACGUUGCUCGACCGACCAGACCUCGUUGUUCAUGUGCAUCGGCUGGAACUCAACCUUCUCCGAGAAGACAUCCACUGGCCAGAAGAGCAACAAGCCAUCAAUCAAAUCACGCGCCAGCUCACGAAUCUGCGAGAGUUCUGCUACCUUUCACGCGACUACAAAGCGUGGCACUACAGUGUACCGUUGCCGCUGAAAUGGAUACGAGAACACGCGCACGAUCAGAUCCGAAGGGUGGAGUGGCAACACAAUAUGGCGCCUCACGAACUGCGCAAAUGCAUGGAGCUUCCUAGCAUUGAUUUCAUUCGCGUGCGGGAGCUUCAAGACGACUCUUCAGGGCGCUUCUCAUCGUUCAAACUUCCGGCUCGCAAGCAUCGCACGUCGUCCCUCAAGGAGCUUCGCGUUGGCUCACCAGGCACAAUGGCUUAUGAAGCUCUCAUACUACUGCUUCAGAUGCCGAAGUGCCUAAAGAGGUUCACGCUCGAGUCUUACGACACUUAUACUUCGACAAUGGAGCCGACGGCCUUGAUACCGCUGCUUGAGGCGGUCCAGGACUCUCUGGAAGAGCUGCACGUAGAAACUCGUCGCAACAUGCUUUCACCAUUCCCACGAACAGCGAACUUCUCGAAGUUCUCCUCGGUCAAGAAGAUGUCUAUGCCCUUCCGAUACAUGUUCCAGCGAGGAGCUGCGGCAUCAGAGAUUGGUGCUGAGACCUUCCUUCCGCCCCAACUCAGCGAUCUCACGAUCUCGUUCGUCUCCACAAGAUCAGCAAAGCUCAGAAGGUUCUAUUCUGAUAGCAGCGCGGCCCUCAACGGGUUCAUUGAGGACCUAAACGGGCGGGAGGGAGUGUCUUCAGGGUUGCCACAGUUGACUCACAUCACAUUGCAAGAGCACGAUUCGCAUCUGAGUUUCCAUCCUGAUUUCGACCAUGAAGUGCUUCAGACUAUGAUGGAAUCUUGGGACUUGUCCAGACUCAAUGUGGAGUACCGCCACUGAGGCAGCAUGCAUUUCUUGUUGUUUGAGCUCUAUAGGUCAGGCAUC